Molecule: messenger RNA, 369 nt
Organism: Acaulospora colombiana
Lineage: Eukaryota; Fungi; Glomeromycota; Glomeromycetes; Diversisporales; Acaulosporaceae
Source: the annotation of a GenBank genome assembly
AUGGGUAUUUCUCCUAUAGGAAUAGUGCACGUGAACGGUGCUAAACCCUUAUCCGUGAAGGAGGAUGCCAGGUUGUUCCAGGAAACACCUCUCGCUGAAUAUAGCCCGUCGGCGGCCUCUAGACUACUCCCGCAUAUUAGAUCGACACACUACUUUCAAAAGAGUAUUCCAUCAACAUUUGACACCUUAAAAAACCUCAACGGAAACAAACCUAAGGAAUGGAGUCUCUCCCUCGUGAAAAUGACUGCGACCCCGGGAUUGGCUACAAAACGUCCGAUCGAACCUAAUGCCCAUAACAUCCUCGUUUUGGAAAUUUUGGCCUUGUUACCAUCAGCCGUUGCCACCCCCCAUCAUUUGGACCUUGAAUAG